AUGAAGCUCCUCCUCCAAAGCCUCAACGUCUGGGCCGCCGACCCAGCCAACGCCGCCGCCGCCGAGAGCUGGGAGGAAGGACUGCUCCCCGCGACCGCCGCGGAACAAGAAACCCUGGACGCGCUAGUCUACGAAAAAGCAGCAUCCGGCACCAUCGAGGAGUGCACGGCGGGCCACCGCGUCAACUCCGCGAAUCUCUACCUCGUCUCUACCAAGAACCACCCAUGCCUGGGCCAUUCGUUUGCCGUGCGCAGACUUCAGCGACUAGGGAGCGAGGAGGGCCAUCCGCGAGGCGAACGACUUACUCAGAGACGAGGAGAAGAGAGCAGCGCAGCACAUGAACAGAGGAGGAACGGACCACGACGUAGCGGCGGUCCUCAUCACCGCCGGAUCGGAUAUAGUGUGUACAUUUACGACCUCGGACUUCCGACCAACGGGCCCGGCCGCGGCCGAAGACGGUUCUCGGAGGCUCUGAUGAUCGGCAGGAUCAUCAUUGGCGGCGGCGGGAACGAGGGUGAUGGCUGCCGCGCUAUGGCGGUGAGGUGGAUGGUUGAGGUGAUUGCGCAGCAGUGGAUGGGGUUGGAUGGUCUGGAGGCGGCGCGAGGACCGCCUUUGUACUUUGGUGAGGGGUGUGACCAGCAGGAGGUGCGUUGGUAA
Messenger RNA from Lasiodiplodia theobromae, 657 nucleotides. RefSeq lists its product as uncharacterized. The coding region runs from base 1 to 657 and encodes 218 amino acids. The record is from RefSeq and is a predicted model, not a curated record. NCBI's taxonomy places the organism in Eukaryota, Fungi, Ascomycota, Dothideomycetes, Botryosphaeriales, Botryosphaeriaceae. The transcript has 3 exons.